GGGGUGGCAUUUAGCGGAAACAACACUUACCGUGUAUAAUUUCUAUAGUAUACAAAAACGAUUGCAGAGUCACGAUGGCCGGUAGUUCCCUGGUAAUCUCCCCCUGGGUAAUUUUAACCCUCAAUACCCUAUGUAUUAGAACCCGAGGGAUUAUAUAAGGGGAAGCAAUUGGCUUAUCAUCACAGAAAAGCAGACGAGAGGUUUUUUUCCAGCAAGUCAAACGCUAAUCUUCAAAGAAGGACAUGAGUUCUCAGAUAACCCCGCACCAAGGGCCUGAAAGGGUGUUUGGAGAGUUCCGUUGUCCAGAGUGUGGUCGAACGUGGAGCAGUGGUAACUCGUGGGCCAACAUGGGCCAGGAGUGUAUGACCUGCAAGAUCAUGGUCUACCCUCACACACAGACGGCUUUACAAAGGCCAGACAAGUUUGAUGACAAUUCCGACAGAGGGCCCCAUCGUCAAGAUCUGUGCGAAAAGUGCAUGAGUCUGGGACACUGCUGUCGUCCAACAAGAUUUUGAACUCAGUUGAAAAUACUUCUUAUGAAAACAUGAACUGUGUAGCUGAAUGAUAAGUUAGCCUUUAGGUGCAUGAAAAUAAUGGAGAUUGUGUUAAAAGGAAUGCAUAAUGAUCAUGACUAUAAGCACACGUGAUGGUUCAGAGGGUCGAGCGGAAUGCUCAUGGGGAUGGUUCUAAGAACUACACAGCACACAUUGGCAUGUACUCUGCACCAAACGUAUGUAUAUCUUCUUGGUAUGGUUAUGAAUACAGACCAUGGUACUUUCAUGGAAUAUACUACGUUGUAUAUAAAGGCUCUGAAUCUUUUUGGCAGUAGUAUUAAGAGUAGAAUGAGACAGAGAGAGAUACGAACAAUGUAAGAUGAGCUAUAUAAGCGGCAUCAACUCAUUAGCAGCAACACGUGACUAAUACAGCGUAUUAUUCAAUUCCCAAAAACUCCAUA
Messenger RNA from Geodia barretti, 955 nucleotides. Lineage: Eukaryota; Metazoa; Porifera; Demospongiae; Tetractinellida; Geodiidae. The record is from the annotation of a GenBank genome assembly.